Messenger RNA from Aegilops tauschii subsp. strangulata, 1868 nucleotides. RefSeq lists its product as uncharacterized. NCBI's taxonomy places the organism in Eukaryota, Viridiplantae, Streptophyta, Magnoliopsida, Poales, Poaceae. Gene Ontology annotation, biological process: positive regulation of ERAD pathway. Gene Ontology annotation, molecular function: ubiquitin protein ligase activity. The record is from RefSeq and is a predicted model, not a curated record.
CCGGCGAGACGAACAAAAUCCGAACGCAGGAGCAUCGCCCACAGGAACGUUCCAUCGAUCGAUCGAAUUCUCAUUCUGUUGCCCACAAAAUCCAAACGCAAGAGCGACGAGGACAUAAACCCCCUUCCUUCCUUCCUUCUUCCCCUUUCCCCCCUCGGCUGCGAGCGCGGCUCCACGCCUCCCCUCCACCCCCACCCCACCGCACCGCAGCCGGUGACCGGGUCGCGCCAUCGCACGGCGACGCCAGCCCGCCCCGAUGGACCCGCCGCCCCCGCCUCCGCCGCAGCCGGCGCACGGGGGCUACGCCCAGCGCUUCUCCCCCGCCGGCCUCAUCCACGCGCCGCUCUCCGCGCUGCUCGAGUACUCCUCGGGCGUCCUGCGGGCCCAGGCCGGCGGGGGCGGCGGCGGCGGCGGCGGGCCCCAGCGGGGGGAGCCAUCCGCGGGGGCCGACGGGGAGGUGUCGAUUCGGAUCGCCGGGCCCGACGACGCGCCCGGCGCCGGCGCGGGGGACGCGGGAGGAGGGCAGCAGCCCGCGGACGAGGAGGCCCCGGCGGCGCGGGGGGACGAGGCCGGCGCGGGCGGCGGGAGCGGGAGGGGGGACUCGCCGUACCAGGGCUACGACGUGCAGCGCCUGGCCAGGUGGGUGGAGCACGCGCUGCCCUUCUCCCUGCUCCUGCUCGGCGUCUUCAUCCGCCAGCACCUGCAAGGUUUCUUCGUCAUGAUCUGGAUUGCCGCAGUCAUGUUCAAGUCCAAUGAUAUCUUGCGCAAGCAGACCGCUCUCAAGGGGGAGAGGAAAAUGCCAAUGCUUAUCGGGAUUGUAACAGUAUUCACCAUUCACGUGUUUGGAGUCUACUGGUGGUACAGGAAUGAUGACCUUGUUAGACCUUUGGUGAUGCUUCCUCCAAAAGAAAUACCACCAUUCUGGCAUGCUAUAUUUUUCAUCGCUGUGAACGAUACAAUGGUCCGGCAAGCUGCUAUGGUUGUCAAGUGUGUGCUGCUCAUAUACUACAAAAACAGCAAAGGUCGUCACUAUCGUAGACAGGGUCAAAUGUUGACAGUUGUGGAAUAUUCCCUUCUUCUGUACCGUGCGUUGUUGCCGGCUCCUGUGUGGUAUCGUUUUUUCCUGAACAAGGAAUAUGGAAGUCUUUUUUCAUCUUUAACAACUGGAUUGUACCUUACUUUCAAGGUGGCAUCAAUGGUGGAAAAGGUUCGUUCACUUUUGGCUUCAGUGAAUGCGCUGUCUCAUAAGGACUUGCAUUAUGGUUCACAUGCAACAACUGAGCAGGUUCUUGCUGCUGGAGAUCUGUGUGCUAUAUGCCAAGAAAAGAUGCAUACUCCCAUCCUCCUGCAGUGUAAACAUAUCUUCUGCGAAGACUGUGCCUCUGAAUGGUUGGAGCGGGAGCGGACAUGCCCGUUAUGCAGGGCGCUGGUGAAGCCAGGGGACAUCCGGUCAUUCAGCGACGGUUCAACGACCCUCUUCUUUCAGCUCUUCUAACAAGAAACAAGAAGCGCUAACCUUCGGCCUGCAGAUGUUGGAUCGCCCCCUGUUACUCUCCAUCAGCCUGCCGUGUGCUGAGACUUAUUCCAGUCCAGGUCCUUUUCCGCCACUUCGUGACAAGUAGUAGGUGCCGUGGGUGUGCAUAUUACCCUGUAUAGGUCCUUGCGGGAUUCUCCAUCAGAAAAAAGAGGAAUGUUAUGAUGAAAUAACUGAAUCUAUAGAGGUGAAUUUCCAUUAGCAUGUGGCUGGGUGGGUGCCGCCACAUCUGCAAAAUUCAGAAUUGACCUUAUACAAGAUCACAAAUGUUAACUCUUGACUCCUGAGCCAACGUAGCUUGUUGCUUGUAAAAUGAGAUGAACAUAUCCCUUUA